UCCCACCUCAUUAGGCACGGAGCAGGCGGCGGCCGGUGACUCGGGAGGCGGGCAGGCGGCAGGCGGCAGGCGGCGGCGGGCGCGCGCAGCUGCGGCGCUCCGAGCUCGCUGCUCGGGCUCUGGCGCAGGCGGCGGCGGCGCAGGCUGGCUGCAGGGAGGCCGGGACGAAGGCAGGCCGUGGAGGAACGGCGGCCGCAGCAGAAGUGCAAAACCCAUCGGAGGGCCAGCGUCGCCGAGCCGGCAAUGGCAGCGCGAGCCGCUCCGCCACCAUGCCUCCACCACCCGUUCCCACCAUCUCCACCCUCUCAGCGCUCCUCGCUGGCUGCGCCUCCCUCAGCACCGCCGCCGCGCUCCACGCCCACCUCCUCAAAUCCUCCCGCCUCUUCCGGCCCGUCUUCCUUGCCAACUGCCUCGCAGCCGCCUACUGCCGCCUCGGCGCUGCCCCGUCCGCUGUCGCCGUGCUCCGCCACGCGCCGGAGCCCAACAUAUUCUCCCGCAAUAUCCUCCUCGGCGCCAUGCUCAAGUCCCGCGAUCUCCUGUCCGCGCGCAGGCUGUUCGACGAAAUGCCUGACAGGGAUGCCGUCGCCUACAACUCCAUGAUGUCAGGCUACAUUGACGGUGGGCGCAACAAUGAGGCGUUAAGCCUCGUUUGGACGAUGUUGGAGGCAGGCGUCAGGCCUAGCGGCUUCACCUUCUCCAUUAUUUUGUCAGCUGUUCGGGUUGCUCGUCAUGGGGUGCAGGUCCACGCAGCUGCUGUCCGCCACUGUUUUGCACAUCAGAAUUCUGUAGUCGGCAAUGCACUCAUCAAUAUGUAUCGGCGUGUCGGCCUCUUGGAAUAUGCAGUGCAGGUGUUUUGGAGUAUGAAUGGACAUGAUAUUGUUUCUUGGAAUUCCGUCAUGUCAGUGUACAGGGAUGAUGGCCAGAGACGUCAGGUUUUUGAGUGUUUCCGGAUGAUUAGGAGCCAUGGAUUAUUUUUUGACGAGUGCAGUUUGUCCACAGUGCUCAGUGCAUGCAUAGAUGCUGAGGAUUCGUCUAAGGGUGACCAGUUGUUGACCCACUGUGUCAAAAUGGGGCUCCUUAGAAAUUCUCUCAUUUGUAGUGCUGUUAUUGGCCUAUUAUGUGCAUCUGACAGACUUGCUGAUGCUGUUUAUCUUUUCAAAGGAAUGGCAACAUGGGACUCUGAAACGUGUAAUGCAAUGAUAUCAGGCUAUGCUAGGAGUGGAUUAAUGGAGCAAGCUCUGGGUCUUUUCACGAUGGCACUGCAAAAUGGUAUUCUUCCAACUGGGUUUACUUUUGCGAGCGUGCUGAGAUGGAGUUCAUGUUUUGGUUUGGUGGAACAAGGCACUCAAAUUCAUGCCCUGAUUUUUAAACUUGGCCUUGAAGAUGAUUUAAUCAUUGCUACUGCGCUUGUUGACAUGUACUGCAAAUUAGCUUCCUUGAAACAUGCCAAGAAAAUCUUCAGCAGGGUUAGUUUCAAGGAUUUGGUAUUGUGGAAUACAAUGAUCAUUGGUCUUUCACACAAUGGGAGAGGUAAAGAAGCUCUUCAAGUGUUUCGGCAGAUGUUGAAGUGUAAUAUCCAACCAGACAGGAUUACACUUUCUGGUGUUUUAUCUGCUUGUAGCUUUGAAGGUCUUGUAAAUGAAGGAAUAAAAAUGGUUUCCCUAUUUGAAGACAAAUACCAUAUUGUUCCUGGUGUGGAGCACUACACAUGUGUUGUUGACAUGUUAAGCCGUGCAGGAAUGCUUGGAGAGGCAGUAGAUUUUGUAGAGAGCAAGUUGCAAAAAUGUAUUGUUGCUGCUUUAUCCAAUGUUCUUGAGGCCUCAUUGAUCAAAAGGGACUUUCGCAUGGCAGAAUUGAUUGCAGAAAAGAUGACGAAAUUGAAGCCUCGAUCCUCACUACCGUAUGUUGUUCUGGCUCAAUCUUAUGGUGCCAGAUGUAAGUGGGAAAGCAUGGCCAGGAUGUGGAGGUCAAUGGAAGAUCAGGGGUCAAAGGAAGUUCAGGAAUGUAGUUGGAUCUGUACCAAGAAUCGAAUCCAUGUGUUUACUUCUGAACAAAUAUUGCAUCAUGGUAAAGAGGCUACAUAUGCAGUGUUAGAUCUGUUGUUUUGGGACAUGAUGGAACACAGAUAUGCUCCUUGCUGUUUUGAAUUUAUAUCACAAGAAGAGCCCAAUAACAAUGAGACAUCAGCUUGUCAUCAUCAGCUGUUCUGUGAUUAUUCUCCAUGAGCUCUGCUGUGCUUGUGGUCCCCCCCUGUUGGAGCAGGUCCGCCAUGGAUCUUGAGCCGUGCUCAUUGAGGGGAUGCAGUUAGUGAUGGAGUUAGAACAGGACUUAAAGCACUUUUUUUUGCAAGGAGAAGGGCAGUGGAAAUCAGGGCAAGGAGAAAGGCAGU
Messenger RNA from Oryza sativa Japonica Group (Japanese rice), 2389 nucleotides. NCBI's taxonomy places the organism in Eukaryota, Viridiplantae, Streptophyta, Magnoliopsida, Poales, Poaceae. The record is from RefSeq and is a predicted model, not a curated record.